CGGCUCCGUCCCCGUCCCCGCCCGGCCAUGGAUCGCUACGUCCUGCUCCUCAGCUGGGGGCAGCGCAGGGCCGAGGGCGGCCCGGGGACAGCUGGGACUGCUGCAAACGUUUAUCAGUUCCUGAAGGAAAGCUGUAACUCAUCUUUAAAUGCAGAUGUGAAAGCAUUCCCAGCAUGUUCAGUGGCUGGUAUUCCAGGUGUAAAGAAAUGGUAUUUCGCAAGUCAUGUUAUAUGUGGUUAUUAUCAGUUCUGCAGUUCUGACUGGGAGGAAAUAAAUUUUGACACACAGAAAAAUGAAGACCCUCUCCACGCAAGUAUUGAUGAAUGCCUGGGAGCCAUACAGAAUUUUGAGGAAGAAGACAAUAACAGUAGAGAGUCGCUGUCUAUGGCUGAUAUCUAUGAUGAAGCUGCAGAAAGUCUGCAUCAGUUAGCUGAUAAACUUCCUGCCCCAGGCAGAGCAAUGGUUGAUGUAAUACUACAGGCUGUUGAACGAGAUGGACCGAAGUUAAAAGACUGUUUACCUGCUAUUGGUGCCCUGAAACACCUGAGAGAAUGGCACGCUGCACAAAUCACCAUUGCAACCAAUGACUCUAAAAGUAGCUGGCAAAAGAUUGCAGACUAUCUAUCAGCAGGCUUUGUAUCUUCAGAAAAUAUCUUGAAUAUUAUUGAUUCAAAAGAACUCUGGAGAGGAAAGAUUCAGAUAUGGGAAAGAAAGUUUGGAUCAGAAGUUAGGUUUCCAGAAUUUUGUUUGAAGAGCAUGUCAGCAAAAACAUUCAGCACUUCACAUUUGAGUUCUUCCUUUGCUGUUAAAAAAGAGCCACAAUUGAGAAAUACUGAUGCUUUGCCAGAGGUUUUCCAUUACUAUGGUCCUGCACUAGAAUAUUUACAGAUGGUAUUGCUCUCUGAUCUACCUUCCUUUUUUAUAUCAGAUCUGGAAUUCGAGCUGAGUCUGGCAAGAAAGAAUAUCAAGGAGACAUGUUCGUUGCUUUUGGACCAGAUUUCUUCUCUCUCUGGGAAGGUGGGAGCUCUCUUUACAUUGCCAUGUAAUGUAAGCAGUGUAGUGAUCCCAUCCCCUGCUCAGUUGAGUACCAAAAAAUGGAAGGAAUACAUGGCCAGAAAACCCAAGGUCAUUACUGUUCCAGAAGUUGAACUGAAGGGAGAAUCUUGCCGAUACUAUUUCUUGUUACAAGGCAAUGGCUCUGGAGGAUGUAAAGCAACCUUGAUUCAUUCAGCUACCCAGAUUAAUGGCAUGGCCACUCUUGCUGUAAUAACUGGGAAGUUAAAGAUAAAAGCAGAAGAAACAGAGUCAAGCUGUUGUGUUGCUGAUUUUAUCAAGUGUCUGCCACGUUUUAGUGGAGAGGAGAUAGUACAGAGAGAAAAGAAACUGUCUUGUCUUCAAGUGUUUGCCUUGAAGGAAUAUCUCAAGAGAAAGGAACUGAUUGAGCAGCCUCCAGUUAUUUCUACUAAGGAGUUCAAAAACUUGCUAGAACUUACAAGAGAGUAUUUUUUGGACCUGUGUAGCACUAGUCUUCCUAAAGCUGUUCUGCUGAAAGUUUCCAAUAACACUAGGUCAUGCACUGUGACUUCUGAAUCUGAUUUAAUGGAGCCAAAUCCAUUGGAGUGGCCAGAAAGACAUGUUCUUCAGAAUUUGGAAAACUUUGAAAAAAACAAGCAAAAAAUGAGGGUUCCUAUGUUUGCACAUUCAUCUGAACAAUUGCUGGGGCAUAAAGAUAGCCAGCGAGAGUCAUUGACAUUGCUUGAUGCUAAAGAAUUACUGAAAUACUUCACACCAGAAGGGCUACCAGUUGGUGAUCUUCAGCCACUCCAAGUUCCCAAAAGUGACAAUGCAUUCCUUUUGACACCAGAGCUUACUCCUCGGAAACUCAGAGGUUUGCCUUUUGAAAAAGCAGCUGGAUGCCAUUAUCAUGGACUUGAAUACUGUCUGGAUAACAGAAGAGCCUUAGAGAGAGAUGUGGGAUAUGCUGAACUUCAAACUCGUCUUAUUCGCUAUGAGACUCAGACUACUUGCACCAAGGAGUGCUGCCCUGUGCCUGUUGUCUUGAGCCCUCUUCCAUCUCCUGCAGUCUUGUCAGAGCCUGGAAGUGUCCCUGAUGGAGAGUCUUUACAAAGUGAAUUCAAAACAGAAGCAUCAAGGCUAAAACGCAGAUCUAAAGACUUGGAUUACUUUUAUCCCCAGAAGAGGCUGACCAAGUCUGAGAGCACAGAUUCUCUCCUCUCUCAGGCCAGUGGGAGCAGUGGGGGUCCUUGCACAGUUGCUGCAGGGAAGCAGCACCCUGACACAUCAGUGUCUGUAGCUCCAGCGCCUCUGAAGCCGCCUGGGCUGCCCCACAGAGGAGCCACCAGGGCUGGGUCAGCACCUUGCCCGAGGGCAACUGAAUCUGAGACUUCAAAGCCAGCGAAGGAAUCAAGAUCUCAGAAGCAUACCAGGAUGCUGAAGGAAGUGGUUGCAAAGACUCUUCAAAAACAUGGAGUUGCAGAGGACCACAAGUGCUUUGCAUCGUGCAGCCAGCGUCUAUUUGAGAUAUCAAAGUUCUAUUUAAAGGAUCUUAAAACUUCUAGAGGGCUGCUUGAUGAAAUGAAGAAAACAGCAAACAAUAAUGCUAAACAGGUGAUUGAAUGGGUUUUGGAGAAGACUGGCAAGUAAAGGUACUGACUGGCUGCACUUCACACCUUCCUAGAAAGUGCAGAGAGACUUGAAUUUCCAAGAAAAGCAUUAUACUGCCUAACACAUGCAUAUCUACCUACCAGAUGGACUUUGGUGAGUCUAAUUAUGUAGACUCAGUUCUCAAGCACAGUAGCAUGUUUUGAAACUUUUCAUACUGAAAGUUUUAAUUUUUUAAAAUUUUCAAAAGGAAAAGGUUUUCUUUUAUAUGCAUAUUUAUUCUGUUUCAUUGAUAAAUGGAAUACAGCUUGACUUGGUUUGAUAAAGCUUUGUAUGUUUUUCAACCUGUAUAUUUGUUUUUUAUGUGAA
This is a messenger RNA of Apus apus (common swift), 2991 nucleotides long. RefSeq names its product MDM2 binding protein (gene MTBP). The transcript has 22 exons. The coding region runs from base 28 to 2664 and encodes 878 amino acids. Gene Ontology annotation, cellular component: kinetochore. Lineage: Eukaryota; Metazoa; Chordata; Aves; Apodiformes; Apodidae. Gene Ontology annotation, biological process: regulation of protein ubiquitination; traversing start control point of mitotic cell cycle; protein localization to kinetochore. The record is from RefSeq and is a predicted model, not a curated record.